Molecule: messenger RNA, 2739 nt
Organism: Aegilops tauschii subsp. strangulata
Lineage: Eukaryota; Viridiplantae; Streptophyta; Magnoliopsida; Poales; Poaceae
Product: tRNase Z TRZ3, mitochondrial
Biological process (GO): mitochondrial tRNA 3'-end processing
Cellular component (GO): trans-Golgi network membrane; mitochondrion
Molecular function (GO): 3'-tRNA processing endoribonuclease activity; phosphatidylinositol binding; ubiquitin binding
Source: RefSeq, a predicted model, not a curated record
CAAAACGGUUAAAGCCUUAAAACUCCCCGACCUGACCCGCCACUCGAAGCUUCCACACACGCCGCGUGGGUCACGCCUCCUCGCCCUCCUCCCCUCCGGCCGCACGUGCCGCCCGACCCCCAACCCCCGCUCUCCUCCUCCCCCGUACACCCGGUCCACCGCCCCCUCCCAGAUCUCGACCUCCCCGGUGGUGCCGCGCUGCCGUGGCGGUAGCCUCCCUCCCUCCCGCCCUCCCUUAGGGUUUCGGUCGACGAGGGGCGCCAUGGAUCAGAGCCGGCGGGCGGUCGAGUCCUACUGGCGGUCGCGGAUGGUGGACGGCGUCACGGCGGAGGACGACAAGGUCGCCCCCGUCUACAAGCUCGAGGAGAUCUGCGAGCUGCUGCGCGCCUCCGACGCCGGCAUCGUCAAGGAGGUCGCCGACUUCGUCCUCAAGCGCCUCGACAACAAGAGCCCCCUCGUCAAGCAGAAGGCUUUGCGGUUGAUUAAAUAUGCUGUUGGAAAAUCUGGCACUGAUUUCAAGCGGGAAAUGCAACGACACUCAGCGGCUAUGCGUCAGCUUGUUCACUACAAAGGACACCCUGACCCCUUAAAAGGGGAUGCCCUUAAUAAGGCUGUCCGCGAAACUGCAAACGAGGCCAUUGCUGCUAUUUUCUCCACUGAGGACCCUAAAGCAGUUGUUGUGACAGAAGGUCUAGGCAAGCGCAUACAGGGCUUUGGAAACACUAAUUAUGAGCCAUCAAGAGAUGACAAGAAGUCUUUCCUCAGUGAACUAAGUGAAGUAGUGGGCAUUGGUGGUGCUUCCAUUAAACAGGGUUUGAGCAACUUUGCUGCCACACAUUCAAUGAUGCCAAAUGAUAAUGGUGGUAUGUACAAGAACCCAAUUCGCAGGUCUCUGACCACAGAAACUGAUAGAUAUGGUAGGUACGAUCCAAGUGAAAUUCAAGGUGAGAGCCGUGCUACAUCUGGUGCUUCAAAGAAUGUGAGUUCUGGUUCUUGGGGUCCAAGUCCCUCAAGUUCAACAUCAGCCGGUGAUACUGAAUCAAGUCAACCUGGAAUUAAGACUCGUGAGGAGAGACUUUUGGAAACAAUUGUUACUGCAAGCGGUGUGCGGUUGCAACCCACUCGAGAUGCUCUGCAGAUAUUUCUAACAGAAGCCUCCAAACUGGAUGCAGUUGCUUUGAGCCGUGCCCUUGAGAGCAAACUGAACUCUCCAUUGUGGCAGGUUCGCAUGAAGGCUAUCUGUGUACUGGAAGCGGUUGUAAGGAAACAGGAUACUGAUCCUUAUUCCAUUGUUGCUUCAUAUUUCAGUGAGAACAGUGCUUCUGUUGUCAGAUGUUGUGAAUUGCCACAAGUUUCUCUCAGAGAAAAGGCUUCAAAAGUAUUAAAUCUGCUGGUUGGGGAACAACCUACCGGAAGCAAACAUCUUUCAGAAUCAAGACCCACUCCUGUUCAGAUGCCUGAUUUGAUUGAUACAGGGGAUCGGGAUGAUCUAGUAACUCAGCUUUCAGCUCAAGAAAGCAGCGAGCAGAUAAUGGGGAACAGUAAUUAUGUUUCUUCAGUUGAUGAUUUGCUUGGUGGUGAAACUAUUGGUAAUACCAGUGCCACUAGCAAUGGUAAUGGAAGUGAUCUGUUUGCAGAUGUAUCAUUCCAUGAGGAAGAGAUUAAGGAGACUAAUGACCUAUUCUCAGGCAUGACAGUAGAAGAAAAAUCCUCAGCCUCCAUGCAUGAUAACUCUCUGAUCGAGCAAGAUAUAUUUGGCAGCAGCCCGGAGCCAUUGUUCCAAGAAAGAGUUGAUGACAAAGGAACUGUCAAUGAUUUAAUGGCUGGUUUGAACCUUAAUGGCACUGCCCAAGCUCAGCCUGGAGUAAAAGCAGAAACUAACAGUAAUCUCAAUGGUUCACAGUUCUUUGACAUGAACAGUCAGACUAGCCAUGUGGCAAGUGGUGCAGCACUAAAUGGUAUCCUUGGUCAAAGCUCCUUCUAUCAACAGGUUCCUAUGCAGUACAACUUGUCACCACAAAUGUUUGGUCAAUCAUUUGCUGGGCAGCAAUUAAACUAUGGUGCUAUGGAAGCUCUUCUUGCUCAGCAGCAGCAGUUACUACAGAACUUGGGAAAUUUCAAUGCUGGACUUGGGCAUCCUGCUUUCAAUUCAAUGAGUGGCGGAAAUGCAUCUGGGAUGCCAGAUAUUUUCAAUUCAAGUAAUCAACCUCCACAUCAAGUAGCUGUGAUGAGCAAUUCUAAGAAAGAUGAAACUAAAGCUUUUGAUUUUGUCUCGGAUCACCUUGCAGCAGCUCGUGGUUCAAAGAAGUAGACCCUAAAAGGAACAACAUGUUCAGAAUUUUGACAAGAACAGAAAUGUCAGGCUUCAUGGGAUUGGCGUACAUAUCGUCGAGGAUUGACUGAUAGCUGCCUGGGUCACACGGCUUUUUUCUGCUUGGCAUGCUUCAGCGGAUGUUGAAGACUCUCGCUCAAGGUUCCCAGACUGGGUAUUGUGUUGUAUUGUGUAUUUAGAAGAAGGCUGGUUUAAGUUAAAAAAUAAAUUGUGAGUUCCAUUUUCUUUUCCUUUUUUCCCCAAUUUCUUGUCCUCCUGAAAGAGUCAGACAUUGUAUAUUCAAAUAUGCUGCGGGAUUCUAUCUUUUGUUACUUUACAAAUACAUUUUUGUUCUUUUCAUGGGAAUUGUAAAGUUUGUUAAUUUAAGAAAGGUGAAAUGGUAGAUGAAUAAUCAUAUUUUUGUGGAA